Molecule: messenger RNA, 4768 nt
Organism: Lampris incognitus (smalleye Pacific opah)
Lineage: Eukaryota; Metazoa; Chordata; Actinopteri; Lampriformes; Lampridae
Product: regulator of G-protein signaling 3-like
Exons: 17
Coding region: 641-3262 (873 amino acids)
Biological process (GO): signal transduction
Cellular component (GO): plasma membrane; nucleus
Molecular function (GO): protein binding
Source: RefSeq, a predicted model, not a curated record
UCCACAUCCACCAGUUUCACUGCAGCAGCUCAAAUCUACAGACUGAUACUGGCUGGCUAACUGACUGUCUCUCUGUGCGACAGACCGACAAGCCUGACUGACGGCGUCAUCUCUAGACAGGAGGACAGAGGUUUCCUAAAUUGGCACUUAUUGUAUUUGUGUCUGUAAUUUGGUAAUGAAGUGAGUGUGUGUGUCGGGGUUACUGACAUUCAGGAGGAGUAAUCCAUUUGAGUAGACAGACGGACUGGGUGAAGUACUGACACGACGGACUGGGUGAAGUACUGACACACGGGACCAGACGGACUGGGUGAAGUACUGACACACGGGACCAGACGGACUGGGUGAAGUACUGACACACGGGACCAGACGGACUGGAUGAAGUACUGACACACGGGACCAGACGGACUGGGUGAAGUACUGACACACGGGACCAGACGGACUGGGUGAAGUACUGACACACGGGACCAGACGGACUGGAUGAAGUACUGACACACGGGACCAGACGGACUGGGUGAAGUACUGACACACGGGACCAGACGGACUGGAUGAAGUACUGACACACAGGAACAGACGGACUGGGUGAAGUACUGACACACGGGACCAGACGGACUGGAUGACGUACUGACACACAGGAACAGACAUGCACACCAUCCACAGGCUGUGCAACGUCUGCAUCGCACAAAAUCUACCUCAGGUGAGAAUCGUUCGAGGUAAAGAUGGUUUUGGAUUCACCAUCUGUUCAGAAUGUCCCGUCAGAGUCCAGUCUGUGGAACCUGACGGUCCGGCCCUGCAGGCCGGUCUCCUGCAGUUGGAUUGUGUCCUGCAGCUGAAUGGAGUUCCAGUAGAAGGCUGGAAGUGUGUGGACCUCGCCCAUGCCAUCAGGAGUUGUUCCAGUCAGAUAGCCCUGGUGGUGUGGAGGGGAGCUCCACAAAUGAGACCCUGUUAUGAAGGGAUUCUCCACCAGCCGUCAUACCAACCACCUUCCUGUCAACAACCAACUCUCCACCACAAGACAACCGUCGAGAAGCUGCUCCCCCACCCCCCCAACAGCAAGCAUGGCAGACGGAGAGGUCAGGGGUCAGGGGCGAGGUCAGGUUUAGGGGCACUGGGGUCUCUUUGGAGGGACAGGAGGGAGGUGAAGGAGGAGGAUGAGGUGUCUGAGUUCUCCUCCCCCAUCACAACACUCAAAGGCACCCGUGUGACAUCAUCAAACGGAGACAACUACAUCAUCCUGUCAGCCAUCGAUCCAGGAAAUCAGCUGCUUCAGCCAGUGUACCAUGACAGGAACGGCACCAUGGGGCGGCUGUACAAGACACAGCCCACCAGGGGGCACCAACAGAACUCACACCUCCUCCAUGACCUGCAACCUGGGCUGUCAAGGCAAUCUGUCAACAGCUGCACGGCCACCAUGCCGCCCCCUUCCUUCUCCACCCAGCCUGGUGACUUUGGUAACUACCAGAACUGUACCAUGGUCCAAUCCCAUCUGCCCUGCUCAGCGUAUGGGACCUACGUCACUCUGUCUCCAAAAACCCUCAUCUUCCCUGUGUUUGUCCAGCCGUUGGAUCUGUGCAGCCCUGAUAGAAGUCUACUGAUGUCAGAGGAAAUGAUCCUUCACCAGGGAGACCUGCUGCCUGCUAAGGUAACUGUGCUGAUCUACAGCGACCUGCUGUUGCUCACCAGAGAGGAGGAGGCUGGACACUGCAACGUCCUGCAGAGUCCACUGUACCUGCACACGCUCCACCUGCAGGAAGUUGCAUCAGACUCUCUCAGGUUGUGUGUCCUACAGUGUGUUGAGAGAUGGGAGUGUGUGUUCAUCUUGGAGGCGUACAGCCUGGAGCAGAAGACAAGGGUUACCCUCUGUCUCCAAGACAACAUCAACCUGCAGGGGGCGUUUACUACAGAGCCCACCCACACCCAGCAGGCACCACUGGAGGAGCUGCAGUCUGACUUUGGCCUGCUGUCUGUGAGUCAUACAGACUUCCCCUGCAGAGCCUCCUCUCUCUACACCUCCUCUCCAGAGCAGCACCUCCUCUCCUCUUUCCCUGUCAGAGACUUCACUCCCCCACCGCUCCUGCAAAGCUCCCCCCUUGCCCCCAGCCCACCUCCUUACUACACCUCCCUCCUCAAGAGGAGCGCAGAGAUUUCCGUGUGGAUGCAGAGGGAAAAAGGAGAAGUGGAGGUGAGGGGGAGGAGAAAGCAGAGUGAAACAUUGUGUGAGGAGGCGGUGGAGGAGAGAAGAUGGAGAAGGAUGAGAGGAGAGGCAAAGGAGGAGCGACAACAGGGGGAAGGAGAGAGCUCCUCAGAGACCUCAGAGAGAGCCCCCCGUCUUCACAGCAGCCCCUCCCCCGAUGAAGAGGAAGACAAUGAUGAAGAUGAGGAAGACGAAAGAGGUGUUGGUCUAGGGUACAGCUCCCCCUUCAGGUCUGCAGGCCCCGCCUCCAUUCGUCGCUCUCUCUCUGAAGGUUCCUUCUUUCUGGAACCUCGAUCAUCAGUAUUCCUGUCUGACAGCACCACCCAUCGUCUCACCAAGCGCAAGAGCUUUGACCUUCACCUGGCUGUCCAUUCUCCUUCCCUCAACACCUUGAGUAGUCACCUGACCAAAGAUGGAGGGUCGCUCCACAGCCAAAUGCUCCUGCUGCUGACAAGAGGAAAGGACAAGGACUCUGCGCCUCAGUGGAAUAAGAAGAGUAAGCAUCUGAGAUGCCUCACAUACGUACCACAACAAGACUGUCUCCAUGGUAACAGCCUGGAGAAAGCCCGGCGAAACAACAGGCCGUCUCCAGAGGAGAUGCUGCGGUGGGCAGAGAGCUUCCAGACCCUGCUGGACAACUCAUAUGGACUGGCGCUCUUCCGUCACUUCUUGAGGUCGGAGUUCAGUGAGGAGAAUCUGGACUUCUGGUUGGCUGUGGAAAAAUACAAGACGUGCCCACUCAACAGGAUGGCCACCAGCGCCCUCCAGCUGUACCACGAGUACAUCGCAUCACACGCCGCGAGACAGGUCAAUGUGGACUCGUCAGUCAGAGAGCAGACCAAUCAGAGCAUGAGGAGCGGCCUGUCUCAUUCCUCCUUCCAGUUGGCCCAGGAACACAUUUACAGCCUGAUGGAGAGUGACAGCUACCCACGAUUCCUCAAGUCCCGCCUCUACACCCAGCUAGCCAACCAUAAUGCUCAAAGCUCACAGCUAGCCAUCCAGAAUCAUGGAGGAUCUACUGUGUUGGCCAGUCAGCAGCGAGCAACAACUACACAACUGACCAGCCAGUAAAGACCAGCUCCAUAACUGACCAAUCCUGAGCCAGAUGAGAGCAGGACGAGUAAGAGACUGACUGGUAGACAGCAACCAUCAUCCAGUGACAGACACGCGGGGGGGGGAGGGGUGCAGAAUGAUAGCCAGAGAUAUAGACACAGAUGGGAGGCAAAAAGACAGACAGAUAAACAGACAAAAAAAAAAACAAAGAUGAAUAGAAAGAGAGACAGACAGACAUACAGAAACAGAUGGAUAUAGACACGGACAGAUAGAAGCAGACAGACAGACACAGAUGGAGAGAUAGAAACAGACAUAGAUAAAUAUAAAUAGACAUAUAGACAGACAGACAGAUAGAAACAGACAGAUAGACACAGACAGACAGACAGGCAGACAGACAUAUAGAAACAGACAGAUAGACAGGCAGACAGACAUAUAGAUAUAGAAACAGAGAUAGACAAAUAGAAACAGACAUAUAGACACAGACGGACAGAUAGAAGCAGAUAGAUAGAGACACAGACAGACAGGUACACAGACAAAUAGUAACAGAAAUAGAAACAGACAGACAGAUAUAGACAUAGACAGACAGGUACAGACAUCGAAACAGACAGAUAGAGACAGACAGACAGAUAUACACAAAUACAGAUAUAGAGACACAGACGGACAGAUAGAAACAGACAGAUAUAGACAGAAAAAUAAACAGAGUGAGUUGCAGGUUGUGUUCCGGGCUCAAAGGCACUCCGUCAGCAAUGUGUUGAUGAAUGACGAUAGUCACAGUUCAGCAGGAUGCGCUGAGGUCUCUCCUCUCCAUUUGACAAGGUGAACAGUGUCUGCCAUAACAUUACCAUGGCAGCAUGGACAACACUCCAGACAACAGAGAAUCACCUGUUGCUAUGGAGCAGCUCUGUGGCGCCAACAUGGCCGCCAGUGUGUGAAUAUUGGCUAGUCGUCUGUAGACCUGCGGGUGAGUGGGUAGGAGCGCGGUGCUGGGGGUGGUUUACAGCGUAAAGAAAGGCUUUCAGCCAACCUUUAACACUUAGCUGGUUUUAUCAUGACACCUCACCCAUCUGUUGGUCAGCUGUGUGAUGAGCCACGCCCUCCAUCUGUCAUCCUCAUCUAUUUACAUCUUCAUCGGUCAUCCUCAUCUAUUUACAUCUUCAUCUGUCAUCAUCUAUUUACAUCUUCACCUGUCAUCCUCAUCUAUUUACACCUUCAUCUGUCAUCCUCAUCUAUUUACACCUUCAUCUGUCAUCCUCAUCUAUUUACAUCACCUGUCAUCCUCAUCUAUUUACAUCUUGAAAUCAUAUCCAGCAUUUAUGAUCUAAUCACUAAUGUAUUCUAUGAGCGCAUGAAGCACAUAAAUGGGUCACGACUAGUUUGGUCACCAUGGAAACCUAUCUUCACUUGACUCCAGGUCUUCUUGGUGUAAGUUCUAGUUCAGGUCCAGUGUCCACAGACGACUGUUCCCCAGAACAACAUUUUCUUCUGAAACUAUGUGUUUAUCCACCUGUAACUAAAUACUCCUAA